Cryptomeria japonica (Japanese cedar) is the source of this 1871-nucleotide messenger RNA. Its product is annotated as wax ester synthase/diacylglycerol acyltransferase 11. Gene Ontology annotation, cellular component: plasma membrane. The transcript has 7 exons. The coding region runs from base 169 to 1596 and encodes 475 amino acids. Gene Ontology annotation, biological process: triglyceride biosynthetic process. Lineage: Eukaryota; Viridiplantae; Streptophyta; Pinopsida; Cupressales; Cupressaceae. Gene Ontology annotation, molecular function: long-chain-alcohol O-fatty-acyltransferase activity; diacylglycerol O-acyltransferase activity. The record is from RefSeq and is a predicted model, not a curated record.
UUUCCUCUACCAAGUUACUUGAAAGGGCCACAGUUAUUUUGUUUCUGUAGAGAAAGGACCACAGUUAUAAAUUUACAUCUUUGAAAGUGUAGAACUACUUCGAUCCACAUUGUGGCUCACAAGCUCCGAUAGCUAGGCAGUCUGAAUCACUGCAUUCCAUUCAAUUCAAUGGCAGUUAAGCUAAGCACCAUGAAAAAUGAGAAUGAUGAUGUGAGUCCAAUAGGAGAAAUUUUCAACACUACUUCAUUUGACCUGUGCAUUCACGCCGUUUUUGAGCUCGACAAACCAGUCGACAUCUCUCAUGCAAAGAAAGCAAUCCAAGAAAUUCUUCUCCCUCGAGGCCCGAGGUUCUCCUGUAUUGUGACUAAGAAUGAGAAGGGGGUGCUGCAAUGGCAGACAACAGAAGUGAAUAUAGACGACCAUGUUUUUCUUCCAGAGUUUCCUGCCGGUCACAUGGUAUACGAUAAGUUUGUGGAGGAUUAUAUUUCUGAUAUGCAUAUAAGAAAGCUUCCUCUGUCUCGCCCUCUUUGGGAGUUCCACAUCCUUAACUACAAAACCACAACCGCAGAAUCCACACUCAUCCUAAAUCUGCAUCAUAUGCUGGGAGAUGGUAUUUCUCUUAUGUCUCUAGUUAUAGCCUGCUCUACCAAAGACGAUAAUCCUGCCCUUCCACCAAGCUUUACUUUCUCUUCCCAACAGAAAAAGCCUCCUGCACAAAUUCAUGAAAGUUCAUACACUGGUUGGCUUGGCUUGAACUUUUUUUACAGAAUAUGGCGUCUUAUGUUCACCCUUUUGGCUGUAAUAUUUUGCACUUUACACGACCUUAUUGUUAGUUUUCUACGUUUGACAUGGAUGGAGGAUAGCAGGUUUCUCAUUCGGGGGCCUCCUGGUGUAGAAAUGUUGCCUAAAGUUAUGGCAUCUGCCACCUUUCCGCUACAAGAUGUUAGAAAAAUAAAGAAUUAUGUUGGAGGGAGCGUUAAUGAUGUGAUAAUGGGUGUUGUGUUCUGUGGGUUUCGACGCUACUGUGACAUGGUUCUUCCUGACCCAAAGCAAACAGAGAAUUUGAGAGUAACAGCUCUCGCUCUGAUGAACUCAAGAUCGCAGCCUGGCUUAAAGAGCCUGGAGGAGAUGACAAAAUCCAGAACAAAAGCUCCCUGGGGAAACCGGUGGGGAUUUUUGCAGCUGCCAGUACCUAUGGAAGGGUUUGAGAAUCCUAUGGAGUAUGUCGUAAGGGCAAAGCGGAUGGCAGAUAAGAAGAAAAUGUCCCUUGCAGUCAUUGUAACCAACAAAGUGAUAAGCUAUAUCACACGAUUCAGAGGUCCAAAGAUUACAGCUAAUGCGCUGUACAAUACGCUGGCCAAUACUACUUUUACUGUAACGAAUAUGAAUGGGCCUGCAGAGAAGAUGAAGUUGGCAGGAUACGGAGUAAGAAGUGGGUUUUUCUCAGUGUCAGGCGUUCCUCAGACUAUUCUUGUGACGUGUAUGAGUUACGCAGACAACAUAAGAAUGCAAGUGAUCACAACGAAGGGUUAUGUGGAUGCAAAGAAGCUUUCUAAAUGCUUUGAGGAAGCAUUUUUGGAGAUCAGAGAUGCCUGAUAUAAGAAAAAAUAGCGUUGCUUACUGAUUAGAGACAUUAGAUUUCUAUGAUUUGUAAUGACUAUUAUGUUCCAUGUUAGAUUUAAUUGCGUGCAAUUUGUUUACAUCAAUAUCGUUAAUUACAUUCUGUGAAUCAUCAUCCAAAUGAUGUGAUGAUUUAUUGAAUGUCUACUUUAUUUAUAUUCAUAAUAUAGCAACUAUUUCUAUGAUAAUGAUAACAGUUCUAUGUUAAAUUUUGAAUAUUAUUUAAAUGAUGAUAAAGAUAUUUAUAUUUA